This is a messenger RNA of Didymosphaeria variabile, 714 nucleotides long. RefSeq lists its product as uncharacterized. The record is from RefSeq and is a predicted model, not a curated record. Gene Ontology annotation, molecular function: acyltransferase activity, transferring groups other than amino-acyl groups. The coding region runs from base 1 to 714 and encodes 237 amino acids. The transcript has 2 exons. Lineage: Eukaryota; Fungi; Ascomycota; Dothideomycetes; Pleosporales; Didymosphaeriaceae.
AUGCCCAUCACGGUCUCCAUCAUCGCAGACAAGGCCGACUUGGUUGAAAUCUCGCCCAUGGUCCUCGACGCAUGGCAACAGCCCUACAACCCACAGCUUAAGCACUUCCGCCCCACAUUUCCCACCCAUGCCGAAGCUAUUGCAUAUGGCACGGAGCGCUCCGUCAAGAGGCUCCAGGAGAAUGACCCAAAGCUGUUCAUGUUGAAAGCAGUCGACAGUGACAGUAAUGAAAUCGUCGGGUUUGCGCAAUGGUACGUGAACGACAAGCCAGAUCCGUAUGGCGAGCGCACAGUAGCUACGUGGCAUCCCGAAGGCUCGGAUGAACGCGAAUUCGCAGAGCGGUUUAUCAACGGAUUGUGGGACUUCAUUGGAAAGAGAGUGACGGGACCGCAUAUGGACCUACAUUCGAUCACUGUACAUACCGGACAUCGGUAUCGCGGCAUAGGGCGGCUAUUGAUCCGCUGGGGGCUCGACAAGGCUGAUGAGCUGGGUAUUGAAACGGUGGUCAGUUCGCUGGUAUCUGCUCGCGGUGCUUACGAGAAGUGUGGGUUGGGCUGCAUUGAGAUGAUUCCUCCGAGUCCGUCACUGAACGUUCCGUAUCCGAGUGAGAAGUGGAAAGAGUUAGAGUCUGAUCAUCUGAGUGGGUGGUUAAUGUGGCGGCCUGCUGGUCACGACUACGUUGCGGGUGUAGACAAAGCGCCGUGGGUUUUAUGA